GCGAUCUAACCAGCUCUGCUCAGUUCUCAGUAUGGGAGAUGCUAGAGACAACGAAGCCUAUGAGGAGGAGCUUUUGGACUACGAGGAAGAGGACGAGAAGGUCCCAGAUUCUGGAAGUAAAGUUAACGGCGAAGCCGUGAAAAAAGGGUACGUGGGAAUACACAGUUCUGGAUUCAGAGACUUCCUUUUGAAACCGGAGCUUCUCAGAGCUAUUGUUGACUCAGGAUUUGAACAUCCAUCUGAAGGCAAAUAUGGAGGUUAUCAUCUACUUAUAAAGGGUUUCUUCGGUGCAAUUUUCUUUGGUUCUCCACCAGUGCAACAUGAAUGUAUCCCUCAAGCUAUCUUGGGCAUGGAUGUUAUCUGCCAAGCAAAAUCUGGUAUGGGAAAGACUGCUGUGUUUGUGCUUUCGACUCUACAACAGAUCGAGCCAUCUCCUGGCCAGGUUUCUGCACUCGUCUUGUGCCAUACAAGAGAGCUAGCUUACCAGAUCUGCAAUGAGUUUGUGCGAUUCAGUACCUAUCUCCCUGAUACAAAGGUUUCGGUGUUCUAUGGUGGAGUCAACAUUAAAAUUCACAAAGACUUGCUGAAGAAUGAAUGUCCCCACAUUGUUGUUGGUACCCCUGGUCGGGUGCUUGCACUCGCCAGGGACAAAGAUCUCUCUUUGAAGAAUGUGAGGCAUUUUAUUCUUGACGAGUGUGAUAAAAUGCUCGAGUCACUUGACAUGCGGAGGGAUGUGCAGGAGAUUUUUAAGAUGACUCCUCAUGACAAGCAAGUUAUGAUGUUCUCAGCUACGCUCAGCAAAGAGAUACGUCCAGUCUGCAAGAAAUUUAUGCAAGAUCCAAUGGAAAUAUAUGUUGAUGAUGAAGCCAAGUUGACUCUUCAUGGACUUGUCCAGCACUACAUCAAACUGAACGAGAUGGAGAAAAACCGCAAGUUGAAUGACCUUCUGGAUGCAUUGGACUUCAAUCAAGUUGUCAUAUUUGUGAAGAGCGUGAGCAGAGCUGCGGAGCUAAAUAAGUUGCUGGUGGAAUGCAAUUUCCCCUCAAUAUGUAUCCACUCUGGCAUGUCUCAAGAAGAGAGGUUGACUCGCUACAAGAGUUUCAAGGAAGGGCACAAGAGAAUACUCGUGGCGACUGAUUUGGUAGGAAGAGGCAUCGACAUUGAGCGUGUCAACAUUGUUAUCAACUAUGACAUGCCAGAUUCUGCAGAUACAUAUCUUCACAGGGUUGGUAGAGCUGGUAGAUUUGGAACAAAGGGUCUAGCAAUCACAUUUGUUGCAUCAGCCUCAGAUUCUACUGUUCUUAAUCAGGUACAAGAGAGGUUUGAGGUUGAUAUAAAGGAACUUCCUGAGCAGAUUGAUACAUCUACUUACAUGCCGUCUUAAAGUAGUCUUCGUCUCUCAGGAGCACCUCUUCAUACACGACCUUGUUGGUGUUCGAAGGGGUCACAUGCUGAUUCUCCACUAUCCUUGCUCCGAUUGUUGCUGUUUUAGUCUUUUACGAGGACAAAUUUGUUUUUCUAUAUGUUAAGACAGUCUGUGUACUAAACAGAAAGAGAUCUG
Messenger RNA from Arabidopsis arenosa, 1561 nucleotides. Lineage: Eukaryota; Viridiplantae; Streptophyta; Magnoliopsida; Brassicales; Brassicaceae. The record is from the annotation of a GenBank genome assembly.